CAGGCAGGUCUGAACGAGCCCGGUUUAAAAGUAACACAGAACUCACAAGUUUCCAGCAAGCUCUUUUCCCUUUGAAAAUCACGUGUGGAACUUCGAGUAGAUGUUUGCUUGGCUACCUUGAAAUGUUGACGAAUUACUUAUGCAAACGCCCCGUCAUUGUGUGAAGAUAUUGGCGUGCGAAUUCGCAACGACAGUGUAUUUCCUGCACGUAUUCGAUCGUGACAUAUUAAACCACUGAUGCAAUGUUUAUAUACGCAUAAGCGUAAACGUUAAACAGCAUUCAUUUCGCGAUAAAAUGUCUUCUCGGCUAGCUGGCGUUUGGAAAUCGAUCGUGGAGUGCAAAAGAUUCCUAAUUUUGGCUCUGACUCCGAUCCUGCUAUGCCCGCUACCUGUAUUGGUGCCCGAAAAAAAAGGGCGUUGUGCAUACGCCAUUCUCAUCAUGGCUGUGUAUUGGAUCACAGAAGUCUGCCCGUUGGCUGUGACAUCUUUGCUUCCAUUAAUCCUUUUCCCACUACUGGGUGUAGUCGAGGCAAAGCAGAUCAGUCCACCUUACUUCAGCGAUACUAAUAUUCUAUUUAUGGGCGGUUUGCUCGUUGCAGUGGCGGUCGAGUACUGGAACCUACAUAAAAGGAUUGCUCUGUUUGUUUUACUUAAAAUUGGCGUCCAGCCUAGGAGGUUGCUCUUUGGUUUCAUGUCUGUAACGGCGUUCCUAUCUAUGUGGCUAAGCAACACUGCAACGACCGCUAUGAUGUUUCCAAUCGCUCAAGCAGUCUUAGAAGAAUUGCGCCAGGGAACGAAGAAUAUUACGAAACAAGGCGUCGUUAACAACGGCACGAAUUUCGAAAUGCACAAAUCAGCCAAUCAAAAGGACGAAAAAGAUCUUGAAGCCAAUCACAACGAAGAGAACGGUUGUGUAACCAAUCAUAAAGAAGAGAAGAUAGACUCCUUGGAAAGCGAUAUAAACAAGUCUGAUGAAGGCAUUGUAAGGGUCGAAAUCAACAAGGAGGAGAAACUGGACCAACAACAUACACAACUUUGCAAGGGGACGUUUCUUAGCAUAGCAUAUGCUGCAAAUAUUGGUGGCACAGGCACACUCACGGGGACUGGACCGAAUUUAAUAUUAAGUGGCCAGUCAGAAGAACUAUUUCCGGGCAGUGGUGGUAUUGGAUUUGCUGAUUGGUUCAUCUACGCUUUCCCAGAAAUGCUUCUUCUGCUGUUUGUUGCCUGGAUUUGGAUACAAUGGGUGUAUUUAGACACAAGAUUGAGUGAUUUAAUCAACCUCGUUCGCUGCAGACGAGGUAAAAGGAAAAACAGUGAAGCAAUUGAAAAAGCUACGAAUGUUAUUAGACGACAAUACAACGAAUUAGGACCAAUUUCAUUUGCAGAGAUAACAGUGCUGAUCCAUUUCAUUAUCUUGGCAUUAUUAUGGCUCUUCCGAGAUCCGAAGUUUAUCGAUGGAUGGGCCAUCAUAUUUAAAGAUGGAUAUGUGCGCGAUGGGACUGUUGGUAUUAUUGUCGCGUUCUCUCUGUUCAAUUUCCCCUCUCGGAAACCGAAAAUAUUUUCAAGAUUAUUUUCAAGGGAUAAUGAAUACGAUAUCGAAGAAGAGCCGAGCGAUGGUCGUUCAUCGACGUUGCUCAACUGGCCUACGGUAUCGGAGAAGUUCGCUUGGAAUAUUGUCCUUUUGCUUGGAGCUGGUUUUGCUAUGGCUAAGGCCGCGAAGGACUCGGGUUUAUCGAUUUGGCUUGGGCAACAACUGGCUAAAUUGGACAGUGUACCAACGUUUGUUAUAGUUCUUAUUACGGCAUCAAUGCUGUGCGCUUUUACAGAGGUCACAUCAAACACAGCAACCGCGACGAUUUUCCUGCCAAUUCUCGGAACACUGGCGACAGGUCUUGAGAUACACCCGUGGCGUUUGGUACCAGCAACCGUAGCUUGCUCUUUCGCAUUCAUGCUUCCAGUAGCGACACCACCCAAUGCAAUCGUUUUUGCUUCCGGUUAUCUCAAAGUUGCUGAUAUGGCUAAAACAGGCUUGUUUAUGAACAUCACAAGUGUUGCUGUCUUGAUGCUGUGGUUGUAUACGUUUGGAACAUGGUAUUUUGACCUCAAUACGUUCCCUACUUGGGCUGUUAUCGCUGUUAAAAAUUCGACAAAAACUUGUGUGUAAAAAACAGACUUGUAGCGAUGCUGCCGUUUUGCAAAGUUGCUACAAGAUUGUCACUUGAUAAAUAUAUCUUGAUUCGCAGCAUGGUAUAAUCGUAAAGAAUAGGCUAAACUUGUAAACAAGCUUACAGGUGAAACUAUUUUGCAGACUACUUCCUUCUAAAAUAUUUUUUCCAGAAAAUGUCAGCGCGCGGUUUAACGUUAGUCAAUCACAACUGCUUAUAAUUGGAUAUAUUAACGUUUCGAAACGCCCUUAAAAUAUGUCUACCGAUGGAUUUCGGUUAAAUAGGAUUCCUCGGAUCUCCAAAACCAAAAGUAUGGUUCAUCUGAUUAUUCGAAUUUAAGGAUGACAUCCACUUGCAAUGUAAACAAGCGCUUUGUUUAAAUUUUAAACUGUUUUUUAGGACGAACUAUCUGCUUUUCAUUAAAAGCGGAUUUCCAAUCGCAGAAAAAGAUUUCGCAAACGAAAUAUUUGCAUGUUUUGUUUUAAAAUUUGCCAGAAUAAAUGAGUUCAGCUUGACUAUUCUCAUAUAUUUUAUACAAAAGUUUUACUAGCGAACCAUUUCUUUGAAAUUUGAAAUCCAGCAAUUGGUAAUUAUUCUAUCUGUGGGCAAAAAAGCAAGCACAAAUUUGGGACAUAGGACAUGUCGAAGUUUCCUUCAUCAAAAAAUGGCCGGAUGCAUCUUAAAAACAAGAUUUCAAAAGCUCUUAAACGAGUCUGCUUGUUAUAAGGUUAAAAGAAAGAUAAAUUUCUUUUCUCUAAAAACAGUCUGAUAUGAACUUUAUGUUACACUAAUUAUGGCGUAUUGUGGCACUUGAGCCCGUGGGACUUUUGGUCAUUUUCAUGAUUGUCAUGCAUGAUUAUGAUUACAACACAAUCGACAUC
Molecule: messenger RNA, 3046 nt
Organism: Dendronephthya gigantea
Lineage: Eukaryota; Metazoa; Cnidaria; Anthozoa; Malacalcyonacea; Nephtheidae
Product: solute carrier family 13 member 5-like
Biological process (GO): monoatomic anion transmembrane transport
Cellular component (GO): membrane
Molecular function (GO): transmembrane transporter activity
Source: RefSeq, a predicted model, not a curated record